Messenger RNA from Haliotis rufescens (red abalone), 988 nucleotides. RefSeq lists its product as uncharacterized. Lineage: Eukaryota; Metazoa; Mollusca; Gastropoda; Lepetellida; Haliotidae. Bases 199 to 900 code for a protein of 233 amino acids. The record is from RefSeq and is a predicted model, not a curated record. The transcript has 2 exons.
UCUCAGUGGAGCCACCAGUUGUUGUGGUAUGUGUCGCGGCAGCGCUCUCUUGUCAGGAUGGGCCUGCAUGUUCGGGCUGUGAAGUGUCGCCCGUCUGCCGGAGUUGUCAUCGUGUGACACCGCACGCGCCCCUCGUCUCGGGUAGCAGUCCUCUGAAAGUAUCGUCACCUGAUCUCAGGUGGAGGUAAUUCUACCUUGAUGGACAUCCAGACCCGCCUCCAGCGUAAGAACCACCAGGCGACGUUGCAAGCCCGGCGCAUGAACAACACGGCUCGUCGUCUGCUGCAGGACAGGAUUGGCGUCCUCGAGUCGUGCUACAGAAAGCAAGAGAAGCUCUUGGGUCGCGAGGCCAAGUCACUGGAGCAGGAGUUGCGGUCCUCCACCGAAAAUGGCAUUACUCCAACAUCUGUACAAAACCCUGCGACUGUGCGUACUUUAAACCUGUCUCCUCGCCCGAGUGAACUGUCAAACGUCCGGUCUGACACUUCGGGUCGUGGCUCGCAAUGUAGAUUCCAUGUGAUGCCCUCCCAGUGUCGGUACUUUCCAUGUCAACGCCUGUCCACUUACCACAGCAUCGGCUACAACAUCCGGGCACCUAGCGGACUGUCCGUGGACCCCAGUACGUCCAAGGCGUAUACCGUCAACGACGGAGCUGCGUUCGACGCAAAUGAAGUCGUAUCCAACAGAGACACUGACAGUCUGGCCCCUUCGGCUCACGUAUCACCCAGGAACAGCAUACAGGAUCGGGAACGAGGCUUGCGGCAAUUAGUUAAAGAGAUGAAACAGCGCAACAACCAGCAACGUCCCAGCGCGUGGGCCGUCAACUACGGCAAUCCAAUGUCUAGCCGGCAGCUGCUCAAACCUGUGGUGCCAGUGUCAGACCGGGAAUUGGCGCCAUAGGCUGUAUAUAUAUAUAUAUGCUUGUCAUCACAAAACAUUUUUUAAAUUCCAUGGAUAUCACAAAUAUACUAAGAAUAUCAAUUAAGUA